AUGAAAGAUUGCGAUCUAUCUGAGCAGAAUAUAACGGAUCUAUACGAACGAUAUAAAAUUGAUGUUGGUUCUAAAACCGAUACCAGUUUGAGACAAUUAUCUAAUUUUUUACGCAAACUAUACAAUGAUGGGACAGAACUCUUUCCUAAAAAUUCGGUUCCAGCGGAAAAUCAACAGUAUUUUAUUACAUUGGAUAUUACUGAACAACAAACAAAUGCUGAAAAGCAUGCCACUGACUUCAAUCGAGAUGCGUAUUGUAUUCUAUUAAACAUUUUUCAUGACCGAUUACCAGCUGAUUAUCAAAUUCUUUGGUGCUCGUCAUCAUCUGAGGACGAUAUUCGAUUAUUUUUCCUACGAGUCAGGAUUUUUCAUUCAUGGACAUUCGUAGUAAUAGAUACUGGUAAAAUGCAUCAUCGUCUGCGUACUGUCUUAUGGGAAGAGCAAGAGUCGUUAACGAAUCGAGAUGAAUCUCAUGCAUUAAUUUAUUAUUUUACCAAAGAAUCGAUAACUGGCAGAAAAGGCCUACGACCUUUUUAUUUAAAACCAAUGCAUCGAAAUCCAUUGGAAACAUAUUCAAAACUAAUUAGAAUGAUGCAUGACGAAAAUGUAACCGUACCACAGCUUGAUAUUGUUUAUGGUACCGCUGGCAUUGGAAAAACUCAUAGAAUUCGAAAUAAAUAUCCCGAAAAUGAUCUUUCAUGUAUUAGUAUUAAUGAUAAACUCAACUUAUCGUCUUUAAUUAGUACGUUGCUCUCAUUAGAGUCAAACGUAACGAGUGAUACACCGGUGCUUUAUCUCAAUAUUUCUAUUCAUGCACCGUUUGCACAAGUAAAUCGUACACUCUUUUUAUUGUUCGUGUGUAGAUCAUUGAAUGACAUUGCCAGUGGUCUGACAUUUUCACUAUCUUUCUCACGUCCGUGGAAAUAUGUUAUUGAAGUUCCAUACAAUAAUACAUGUCAAGCCACUCCGGUAAAACACCUUGAGGAAAUAUUACCGAUACUUUCGAUCAUAUCGUCGAAGAACGACUUAACGGAAGUGACGGAUGAGAAUCAUCAAUUAUUUAUUGGAGAAGAAGAAGAACUAGUAGCACGGUUUCUCAAAGCUUAUGAAAAUGGAGCAAUCGAUCGUUUAGCAGUGCAAGACUCCGAUGAUAAUCAGGAGGAUAAGGAGCAACCUGUUGAGUUCGAUCCAUUGACGGAUCAUAACGAAUCACGUCAAUAUAUCUAUACUUGCCUGGAAACCAAUAUGCCUGAUAUACCAAAAAAUAAAAUUUGCGAACUCUCUUUUACUAAGUUUUUGUAUCGACGUGUUCGGUUUUUCAUUGGCUUUUAUUAUCGUUACAAUUCGUCGAUACCUUAUCUUGGUUCAAUAGCAAUGAUGCAAAUGAUACAAGAAGCAAAACACUUAACGCAAAUGAACUUCUCUUCUGAUGACUAUCACCGAAUCUAUUUGGUUUACGAUCCUAGUUUUGCCUUACAUCUUUUACAUAAUGAUUGGAAUGCUGUGCCAGUAUCGUUAAAAAUUCUUUUCAGAAACCUUGAUCCAAUUGAAGAGAUACUGAAUAAUGGCAAAAAUCCUCAUAUUGAAUGUUUAGCAUGGCUGAUUGAUAUAAAUUAUAACAUUUUUGAAGCAAUCAUGAAUAAUAUGAAGUUCAUUUUAACAGAGAAUUUUACCUAUAAACUAUUUCAUAUUCAUGAAAGAAAAUUAACAAAAUUACCUUUGAUUAUUGAAGGUGAAACAGGAAUUGGAAAAACUUUUCUUCUGAAAUUUUAUUCUUCGUUACUCAAUGCUCAUAUUGCUUACGGUGAACUUUAUGAAAAUACUACUCCAAGAAUUAUAGAACGUACAAAUUUAUGGUUGCUCAAAGAAAUUAUCGAAAAUAUUUUAGAACGGGACUCGACUAUCCUAGCUACCUUCUUGCAUAAAAUCGAACCCAAAUUAAAUGAUUUUGAUGACAGUGAAAGUGAUGAUAAUAAAGAAGAGAUUCCACAAUUGAUAGCGUUUACAGAAGAAGAUGAGCAAGAACUGACUGACAGACGUAAUGUUCUUAUUGCUCUCAAACUUUUGUUACAAAACUACCAAUACGAUCAUAGAAUGUUAAAGAUUAUCUGGAAAACAAUAUUGACUGUAGCUGAUAAAAGAGAUAAAAGUCUCAGCAAAAAAUUGAUCGAAGCUUUGCAUAAAUUUGUCAUGUCACAAUUGACAGAUCUACCAUUACUUGAAGCUAGUUGGCAACUACAAAAAUCAUUGGAAGAAACUCAUCCACCGACGGUAGAGAAAUCUAUUGAAAUUUUUGUUGAAUUCUUAGUUCAUACUCAAGUAAAGCCAGUCUUCUAUCGACUUCUUUUACAUCCAGGUAUUACUGAGGAAGAGAUUGUCGAAUUUAUGUCUCCAAUUCAUCAAUUAGCAGUUCGUGUACCAAAAAUUGAAUUAGUAGUAUUUUUUGACGAGGUUAAUACAUCAUCAUGUCUUGGUUUAUUCAAAGAGAUGUUCAUAGAUGGUACAUUACAUGGUAAAACGUUGGCAAAGAAUAUUUUUUUUACAGCAGCCAUUAAUCCAUCAAGAAGCGUAGAGACGAAUUCUGAUAGAUAUCAUGAUGAUACAUUUCAUGUUUACCGCAGUGAUUAUCUUGUUCAUCAGUUACCAGAAUCAUUAGAAAAUCUCAAAGUUUCCUAUAGUAUUCUUGAUCGAAACACAUUAGAAGAUUAUAUUAAACAAAAGAUCGCUACAUUCACUAUUGGUUCAAUACAAGAUCCACAAAUGCAAUUACCUCUUGAACAAUACGCACAAAAUACACUGAUGCGGUCGAUUCUCAACGCACAGAAUUUCUGUGAAAAACGUCUUGGUAAACUGAAAUAUGAUGAUAAUAAUGAUGAACCGGAUGCUAUGCGAUGCAUAGCUUUAUCAUUGGCAUUGAUAUAUUACUUUCGCCUGCCAACAAAAUUAGACAAUAGUCAAAGAAAUGAUGAUAAGACGCCAUCACGUGAAGAACUUGGAGAACUUUUAGAUCGAACUCUACCCGAUUUCGUUCACACAGUUCAGGAGGAACUCGAAAAGUUUGUUAAUAUUGACAACUUUUUAAUUCCGCCAGGUGUAGCUGUGAAUCAAGCUAUUCGUGAACAUAUUUUUGCUAUUGUUGUGAGCGUUGUUACACGAAUACCUUUGUGUAUUAUUGGUGCUCCUGGUCAAUCAAAAACACUUUCAUUUCAAAUUGUUCUGCAAAAUCUGCAAGGUCCUCAAUUAUCACCAAAACCUUUUUGCAAGCGUUUACCAGCGCUUGAUCCAUUCUUCUGUCUUGGCUCUAAAUACAGUCGAUCAGAGGAUAUAGCUUAUGUUUUCGAUCGAGCUAUCAAACGUGAAGUACAAUAUAGACAAAUUCGAAUCGAUAGACAAUGUGUGGUUUUCUUAGAUGAAGCUUCGUUACCUGAUGAGAAGAAAAUGGUAUUAAAAGUGCUGCACCAUUACUUAGAUGAAUGUCAAGUGUCUUUCAUUGCCAUAGCAAAUAAAUCCUUCGAUGCAGCUAAUGCUAAUCGAAUGAUUUGUGUUUAUCGAUCUUUACCAUCAGAAAGCGAUCAGCAAGUACUAGCCUAUGGUUGUCUUGGCCUACCAAUCAAUAAGAAUUUUUCACAGACUAAAAGUCAUCUCGAUAAUAUUAUUGUCGGUCUAUGUGAAGGUUAUCGCAAACUGCUUAUUAGUCAAGAUAUUCCAAAAAUAUUUCAUGAUCGAGAUUUCAUUUACAUGUUAAGAGAAUUACGUUUUGAACUGCCACGAAUCACAUCAACAGAUGAUCAAGAAACAUGUUUGAAUGGAAUUCAACCGGUUGCUUUACUGCAUGCAUUAGAGGAUAAUUUUAAUGGAAUCAAUCAGAAUCAAUUCAAAUCCUUAGUCGAUCUCUUUUUCCAAGCAGUGCAAGUGAAAUCUCCGAGUUUUAUGUUACCAACCAGAAGACAUCAUCAGAAAAUUUAUCGUGAUGUGCCGACCAUUCUUCAUGAAUCAAUGAAACUCGAUUCGGAACACCGCCGUCUGUACGGUCGUUAUAAACUAAUUAUUGAUGAAUCUGAAGAUGACAGCGCUAUUCACCUACUUUUACAAACAGGCAUUCUUGAUUCAGAUCCGAAUCGAACGGCUAUCUUUCGCAUGUCCGAUUUUGUCGAUGAAGCUGAUAACGAAUUGCACAAUGUCGAAAUUCUUUCCAACAUCAAACUUUGUAUGGAAAUUGGUAAAACUAUCUUGAUGAGCACGAUUGAAGAUUCUACUCAAUUACAAGAAAAAAUUGAUGAAUUUCGAGCUGAUGGUGAAAAACGUAUACUCAUUAUUACGAUUGAUACCCAUAUCGAUCAACAACGGCUACACAUCCUAUAUAUUCGACAUCUAAUUGAUGGUGCUGAAUAUGCUUGCAACAAGAAUAAUACCAAUGAACGAAAAUAUUUUCUAAUGCUUAUUCAUUCACCAGCUCAAGAUUUAUAUCAUCAAUCAUGUUUUCCAGCGAUAUUUCUACAUAAUUGGGAUUUUCAUUUUUUUGAUACCUGUGCAACUGGUAGCGCAUUUUAUUUACAAAAACUAUUGCAAUUAUUAUCACCAUCCCAAAACGAACUAGAGACAAAGCAAGAUAAUAGUUUAUGUGAUUUAAGUAUUCUUUUUGAAGAUUGUUUAUGGGAUUUCUGUUCUCGAAUUCAAAUUUUAGCGCCUCAAUUACCAAAGAAUAUGUUUACGAAUCCAUUGGCUUAUGAAUUUUAUCAACAUAAAACGAAUACUAUCCGAAGAGUUAAAUGCUUAAGAGAGAUCCUUCAAGGAUCAUCAGAACUACAGAAAAUUCUUGUCAAUAUUUAUCAUCAACAUCUACUUACAACGAAAAAUUCUUUGGAAAGGAUUAAAGAUUUUAUCUAUCAGAUUUCGAAGAAUAUCACGUGUGGUAAACGAUUCAACGGUUUUGUCGAGUCUAUUCAAGCUCACACUCGAAAUUCAUUUAUAAACUUCGUAUCGAAUGUUUUCAAAAUUAUCGCCAAUGAUUAUGGCUUAGAAACUAUAUCUCAAUUAUUAACAAAUCAACAAAUUUAUGGAGCUUUAUUUCAUUUAAUUGACUUUCAAUCUUUUACUGUAGAGGAUAAUAGCGAUAUUUUUGCCUCCCAAACUACACAAGAUGUCAUUCAACUGAACAUAAAUUAUUCUUGUAUACCUCAAACUCCUCUAUUUCAUUUAUUUCAUCGACGAAUCAGAUCCCAUGGUAACGCUAUUAAAUUGAAGUAUAUCCACUAUGAUGAGGAAUUCACAGGUAACAGUAUUUUUCUCAUAUAUUAGUCAAGGACUCAGUCAUGAAAAGACAUGACUGUAGUAAGAAUCAGUAUAAUAAGAAUCAUAGACUGCUUUUACAUGAACUACUCUGACGAAACUGAUCACUUCUACCCAAGAUUAGAUGAAAGCAGAGGAAGAGAUCUAUUCUACCCUCCUUUUUAAGAUAUAGUACUUCGAGGUAGUGAAAUCUAAAGUAAAAUGACUAGAAGUGAUAGAACACUUUUCUGUGCAUAUGAGUAAUUAACUUUACUUCUCAAUCUAGUGAGGCAAGUCACACUAUCAGAUUGACAAAUUAAACGAAAAUCUCAUUGAAACAUGCUCACUGAUAUCUUGCUUGAGGGCAUAUGCUCAAAUAUGAUAUUUUUUGAUCUAUCUAUGUAGCAUUAUAAAUCAGAUGCAAUCAAAAUGAGUUUGUGCUCAAUAAUAUUUUUAUUUUAGAGGAAGAGCAAGGCUUGCAAGAUGAUUAUUUUGCUAUCUCAUGCAACACCACCACUGAUCACAUUCUUAAUGACGAAAAUAAAAUGGCUCCACUCACAUUCAAUCGUUUUCGAUCUGAACUGAUCAAUUCGAUCAAAAGCGAUAAAAUACUUCUUGACGCUGUAAACAGCAUAACUGUUCAUUCUUAUUCCG
Messenger RNA from Rotaria sp. Silwood1, 5922 nucleotides. The record is from the annotation of a GenBank genome assembly. NCBI's taxonomy places the organism in Eukaryota, Metazoa, Rotifera, Eurotatoria, Philodinida, Philodinidae.